AUGCCGCUGGGACCCGUUGUGCGAGAGACGAUCGUCGGGGGUCGCGGCGGGUGGCGUCGGCGCCCGUCCGCUGGAUGCAUGCCACGCGAACGUUCUGUCCGAGGCUGCCAACGUCGGCUCGCGCUUCUCCGGCUAGUGCUAGCUAGCCUCCCGGGCUCCGACGCCGACUGGGCUCAUCCAGCCACAGAUCCCGGCGCCGCGAAACUGAUUGGCGGGGGGCCACGAAGCGCAGGCUGCGCGCGUGAGGGACGGCCCUGCUGCGAGAUUCGCCAGCCGGAUCUUGCGAGACUACGCGCGAAGGCGAAGGCGAAGGCGGGGGAUGGAAUGUGUACUUACUGGCCCAUGGCGUUCUCGAGGCGCCGCGUCGGACUGGGGCCAGGGGAUCUCCUGCUUCCCCCGACUCGCAGCAUGACAUAG
Messenger RNA from Gloeophyllum trabeum ATCC 11539, 417 nucleotides. RefSeq lists its product as uncharacterized. NCBI's taxonomy places the organism in Eukaryota, Fungi, Basidiomycota, Agaricomycetes, Gloeophyllales, Gloeophyllaceae. The record is from RefSeq and is a predicted model, not a curated record. The transcript has 2 exons. The coding region runs from base 1 to 417 and encodes 138 amino acids.